This is a messenger RNA of Drechmeria coniospora, 309 nucleotides long. RefSeq lists its product as uncharacterized. The record is from RefSeq and is a predicted model, not a curated record. The transcript has 2 exons. Lineage: Eukaryota; Fungi; Ascomycota; Sordariomycetes; Hypocreales; Ophiocordycipitaceae. Bases 1 to 309 code for a protein of 102 amino acids.
AUGUCCAUGGAUGCCGGCCCGUCACGUCAGGGUGAAUUGGAGCUCGCCGAACCCGUCACCCCAGCCGGCAGCGGCGCCGGUCUUGCGCGGAAGUCAAAGGAGGAGUACCUUCUGUCAAGGCUCUUGGACCAGAGCUUCAACAUUAAGACAUACCCUGAUCCGCUGAUCCCGCGGAAGGGUGUCGACCCCCAAUUCUUCCCCAAAGGCGUGACGCCAGAGCGGGAGUUGCAGUGGCUGGAUCGGAUCAAGGCGGUCAGAGCCGAGCAAGCAGACAACGGCACGAAGUCGCACAAGACAGAAGGGGCCUAG